Messenger RNA from Suncus etruscus (white-toothed pygmy shrew), 1053 nucleotides. It is a transcript of the gene CAPS, whose product is annotated as calcyphosine. The record is from RefSeq and is a predicted model, not a curated record. Gene Ontology annotation, molecular function: calcium ion binding. Gene Ontology annotation, cellular component: vesicle. NCBI's taxonomy places the organism in Eukaryota, Metazoa, Chordata, Mammalia, Eulipotyphla, Soricidae. The transcript has 4 exons. The coding region runs from base 156 to 725 and encodes 189 amino acids.
GCUGGCACGUGACGGCGGGACUGUCCCUCGGGGCCAGGCCCGCCUGUCCCUCCCGGCCUCCAGAUCGGCCGUUUCCUUGGCGACCGAGUCUCCCGGGCAGGACGCCCGGCACAGGCAACGGGGCACGGCCCGGGCUAGGCAGAACCCGGCUGGCCAUGGACGCGGCGGACACGGCGGUGGAGAAGUUGCGCGCGCAGUGCCUGGCCCGGGGGGCGACGGGCAUCCAGGGCCUGGCCAGGCUCUUCCGCCGGCUGGACCAGGACGGCAGCCGCGCCCUGGACGCCGCCGAACUGCAGCGGGGCCUGGCCGAGCUGGGGCUGGAGCUGGGGGCGGCCGAGGCGGAGGCCGUGUGCGGCCGCUGGGACCGGGACGGCAGCGGCACUCUGGACGUGGGCGAGUUCCUGCGGGCGCUGCGGCCUUCCAUGUCUCAGGCCCGCCAAGACGUGGUGGCCGCCGCCUUUGCUAAGCUGGACCGCAGCGGGGACGGUGUGGUGACCCUGGACGACCUGCGGGGCGUCUACAGCGGCCGGGCCCACCCCAAGGUGCGCAGUGGGGAGUGGACGGAGGACGACGCGCUCCGCUGCUUCCUGGACAACUUCGACUCGUCCGAGAAAGACGGGCAGGUCACGAUGGCCGAGUUCCAGGACUACUACAGCGGCCUCAGCGCCUCCAUGGACAGCGACGAGGAGUUCGUGGCCAUGAUGACCAGCGCCUGGCGGUUGUGAGAGGCACCCCGCUCCCGCCUCGGCUCCCCCAAGCCCAGCAGCCCUCUCCUUUGGGUCAGGUGGAGGCCCCAUCCCCCUUACCCUGUCCCAUCCCGUCCCAGAUCUGCGGAUCCUGGUGUCCGGGAGGCCCCCGCUUUCCGAGCAAUCGGAGGCCUGGAAAGUAGGCUCAGCAAGGAGAUAGAUGGGUCUCUGUCUCUGUCGCUGGUGGCGGUGCGAGGGUAGGUGGGUGGGUGGGUAGGUGGGGGCGUCCCCCGUGGAUCCUGGCCAGGCUUUUAGUUAAAAGUUUUAAUGUAGAUCCAAAUACAUCUCAUAUGACAAUCUUACACAA